Messenger RNA from Paramormyrops kingsleyae, 408 nucleotides. Lineage: Eukaryota; Metazoa; Chordata; Actinopteri; Osteoglossiformes; Mormyridae. The record is from RefSeq and is a predicted model, not a curated record.
GAUUGGUGUAGACGCAAUGCCACGAACAGCACGUUAAUCUGCGCCGUCAGCGUGUGUGAGCUGCGACCGAGCGAAAAUGGCGAGCUGGUGCGUACGGGCUGCGAGGCAGAGUUACGGCAUUGUGGCAUCACCUGCUUUUUUAAGGGUGGCGCCCCGUCUCCUGUGUGCAGCUGCCCCACAGAAGAACAACGGGCAGAGCCCCGAGGAGGACAAUGGGGCCCCCAAGGUGGAGGUAAGCGCAGCGGAGAAGACGCUGGUAGAGGAGAAGGCCCAGCUGGAGGAGCAGCUGAAGGAUAUCACGGACAAAUACAAGAGAGCCCUGGCAGACACAGAAAAUCUCCGACAGCGGAGUCAGAAGCUGGUGGAAGAUGCAAAGUUAUACGGUACAUAAAUAUCAGUAUUCUGCUG